Molecule: messenger RNA, 3601 nt
Organism: Hylaeus anthracinus
Lineage: Eukaryota; Metazoa; Arthropoda; Insecta; Hymenoptera; Colletidae
Product: putative thiamine transporter SLC35F3
Exons: 8
Coding region: 729-2030 (433 amino acids)
Source: RefSeq, a predicted model, not a curated record
GAGGGAACUGGUUGUACACAAGGACAUAAUACAGGACAAACCCAAGUUCAAUCUCAUACGAUCACACCUCCAGUUACUUAUCACCAAAGGCCUAAUACUUUAUCUGCUUGUUAUACAUCCUGUUGUGCUGAAUCUGCAAAAAAGGUUCAUUGAUUAUAAACAAUACUUAUUUAGCACAGAAAUAUAUAUAGAUAUUACUGAGAAAUAUUUAUAAUUUAUUUUAAUUUUAUUAUAAAAAAUAAUAGUUUAUUUUAAGAGGUAUAUCUGUUCCAUGCUUUUAUCAUUAAAGAACGACUAUUUAAAUUUAUUUUUAAUAGCCUAUUAAUACUGAGUUUUAUUUGAUCCAAUAAUGCAAUAUUUUCCGUAUUUGAAACAAAAAUUACAAUUAUAUAUUUGAUAUGAUAACUACAUUAUUAUUUUUGAAACAAAAGUAUGUUAAAAAAUUUUGUCUCAAAGAGAUACUUUCUAAACAACUUUUCUUGAAAUAUCAUCUUGUACAAAAUAAAUGCUGGUGUAAGUUUAAGCCACAUAUAUGUGCAAAGUUCAAGUAAACAGUAUUUAUUCCAAUUCUAUAGAUUACUUGCGGUCUCGCCUUCGCGAGACGCUAUGCCAACUCCGUGAAAACUCUUUAUUGGCAACAUCGUCAUGUCAUAGCCAUUCAUGCAACCUCUCACGUAUAGAUUACAUGUACCGUGAUUAUAUGCAGGUCUGUUAAUUCAAAUGUUGCUAUGGUCAAACAUUCGCACGUGCCUACAGUUAUAUUCGUAUGCGAGACCGAAAAGAAAGCAGAAGACGUUGUCAUAGACGUCGAAGAAAAGCAUACAUACUUUUUCAUAUACAAUAGUGUUUCAGAUAUCUUCACCAAAAUUCUUUAUCUUCGAUACGAGAGACACUUCAACACAAACUCGAUUCGUGUGUCCGAAGCUAGCAUAAACAGGCCGACUUUCUCACUGAUAUAUUUUGGUGUAUGUGUUACAAUAUGUGUCACAGCAAGUUGGGUUGGUGCAACACAUUGCAUCAAAUAUUUAUAUUUCCAUAAACUGGAAAAUCCAAUCUACUCAUCAUCAUCAUCGAAUUCAUCUGUCACAGGAUUACGUCACCAACAUAGAAUUCCAUACAAUGCUCCUUUCUUCACAACUUGGUUUUGCACAAAUUGGGAGAUUCUAUACUUCCCAAUUUAUUUUCUUUGCCAAGCUGCAAGAAUUAAAUGUAACACCCCAUCAGAAAUAAUCGCAGAGAAUUUACGCGGAUUUCGUGAUAAGGGCUUCACUGGUGGUCGUUUCUUAAUCAGAUGUAGUCUCUUUUGCGGACUAUGGGUGGUUACAAAUUAUAUGUAUAUUUAUUCGCUAAGGAUAUUAUUAGCUACCGAUGUAAUGGCACUUUUCGCAACGAAUGUGUCUUGCGUCUAUUUACUAUCGUGGGUAAUACUUCACGAACAAUUUGUCGGUGUUAGAAUAGUAGCAGUCAUUUUAUGCAAUACUGGAAUUGCACUUUUAGCAUACAUGGACGGAAUAACUGGAAGUCCAACUUUGGGAGGUGUUGUUCUGGCAACAUCAGCAGCAGCUGGUUCUGCAGUUUAUAAGGUACUGUUUAAGAAAGUUAUAGGAGAAACGACAUUUGGCCAAAUGUCGUUAUUUUUCUCCCUUAUCGGAUUAUGCAAUGCAGCAUUGUUGUGGCCAAUUUGUUUGGCCCUAUAUUUUUCGGGGGCUGAAAGUGUACAUUGGGGACGGUUACCAUGGACCGCAUUACUUUUAGCAAGCAUUCUUCACCUAGUUGCAAACAUGCUUGGCAACUUCAGUAUUGCUCUGACAUAUGACUUAUUCAUUACUUUGGGAUUGAUCACAGCUGUACCUGUAUCUGCUGCAUUGGAUGUUGUUUUAUAUGGAGCCCAUUUUAUGGGCAUGAAAUUGGCAGGAAUGAUCUUUAUAGCAGUUGGCUUCUUUCUUGUGAUGUUUCCAGAUAAUUGGCCUGACUAUAUAACCAGAUUACUUCGAUGUUCGCAUUACUGUUACUCACAACCUUUGCAUUAGAGACCUACACGAAUCAUGCCUAUCCAAAGUAAAAGUACUGAUAUUGAAGGAGUAACUCUUUCAAGCAACAAUGUCUCUUCAAUAGAAAGUGUUAGCAAGUUCUUGUUUGGCACAUUGAAUGCUAAUGAUGCUAUGCCUGACACUAGACAUGGUGAAACGUAUGUAAAUUUGAAGAGUAUAGAAUGUCAGUCGCGGAAUACACUAAAUUCCGCUUUAGACACUCUCCACAAACUUGGCGACACGUGUUCACAUUAUUAUCGAUCGCCGCUGUAAUUAAGCUAAUUAUAUGUGAUGAUGUAUCAUCAUCACAACCACAUCAAAAGUAGUCUAUAAAACCAUUAGACAUACCCCCCAAACAGGGUCCCCAACCAGGGUUCAAACUAUUAACAUCAUUACUGUUGCCUGAAAUUGGUUAUCCUAGUUUAAGCUCGUUUGUGGAUUGUUCAAUAAACGGAAGAUUAAACAGUAUUACAUUUAAUACCAACCUAAUAGAAAGCAUCAUUGAAUUGGAACUGUGUUUGAAAAAUGUUAUCAAAGCUGUUAACCUAUUUCUCUAUAUACAGAAGUUAUCUGAACCCAAUUAGUGUCGCCCUCUAUGCGACAAAGGAACCAUAGAUCAAACUAUCCAAAAGAAUUAUAGAUAAACAUUUCCUUUAGAAAUAACGUUCUAUCACUUUUAUAUGCAUAUUUGCAUUAUGAAUAUUAUGAACACUUCAUAUGUAAAAAUAAUGUAUCUCUGACAACAAUACCUACCAAUGAAAAGGAUAUCGAAUGUACUGUAAUAGAUACAGGAGAAUAUGAAUAGAUUAUGGGAUUUCAUUAAUUAACAACAGGAAAUCGGUUGUUCGAAGCAAUACUUUUCAUUAGAUGAUAUACAUUUUAGCAUUAAACAAUAUUUAUGCUUGAUACAUAUUGUUACGUCAUCAAGAAAUUAUUACUGUAACUUGCAAUGACAGUACAGAAGAUGCAGUUAUAAUUAUAUUUUUAGUAAUUCUAUAGAUAGUCUCUCACUGUAGAAGAUAUUCUACAAAUAAUUUAUUUUAGCCUAAAGGACAACCAAAUAAUACUGCAGCUCAGUAACUGAAAGUGAAUACAACAUUCCUUUGUGAAGAAGUGAUCAUUUUACAGACUCAGGAAUUGGAACUACCUAUACAUAAUUAUAGACAUGCUAACCUACAACAUAUAAUUAACUCUUUAAACAAGGUGGCAAUUGUUUCUACAGAUUUAGAUACUCUUAACUGCAAAUCAUUCAAUACCAUGAGGUGUUGUUAUUUUUAGCAGCAGGGUUAUACUUCUUAUACAAAUAUAGUACAUUUAUCAAUCAAAAUAAGCAGAAAUAUUUAUACAUUAUGAUUUAUUUGUUUAAUAUGAAUUCCUGAGCUACAUAAUUACUCACUAAACUUUUGCUUGUUUAAAGAGUAUUUUACGAAGAGAUGCCAGGUACUUAACGCUUCAUUUGUUAAAUGAGCUUAUGUAUGUAUGUGUGUUUGCAUGUAUGCUGGUUAACAUGAUAAUGUGUAAAUAGCUGAAUUGUUUUCAAUAAAAUUUUAUAUUUAAGUUUUAUAUUUUCA